GGACGGUGUCGAAUUGUGCAGAUGCGAAACGAACGAAUCGCGUAACAUCAGACCAGUCGCAUGACACGACCGUGUCAACAGUUUCGAGAGCUUCAUAGGGUUGUAACGAGCAGAGAGCUAGCUAGGAUUAGGGUUAGGGUUUGGAUCUUUCUCUUCUUCAUCGCUUUCAUCGAUAGAUGGAGAUGGAGCGUGUGACGGAGUUUCCUCACACUCAUAUGGAUCGGCGUCCCAGGAAGCGACCUAGGUUUGCUUGGGACAUCUCUCAGCCUUCAAAGGAAGGGAAUACAAUUAUUAAUGGAGCGAGCAGAAUUUUGUUUUGAUAUUUGUUUAGUGGAGUAUGAAUGAAUGACUGUGUGUAGGCCCAGUCAGGACUAUAUUUUGGGCAAGAUGUUGGAAAUGUGACAAGUUUUGGACAAUCGAGGGUACUGUCGGACCAUGCUAGUCUAUUUGGAAAGGGAUUGGCUCAAAAAGGUUCUCCCCCGUGGCGAGACGAUGACAAAGAUGGGCAUUACCUGUUUGAGCUUGGAGAGAAUUUAACUUCACGCUAUAAGAUCCUCAGAAAAAUUGGUGAAGGCACCUUUGGUCAGGUUUUGGAAUGCUGGGAUAGGGAAGCUAAGGAAAUGGUCGCCAUAAAAGUUGUACGAAGUAUUAAGAAAUAUCGUGAAGCAGCAAUGAUAGAAGUUGAUGUGCUCCAGUUGCUUGGAAGGCAUGAUAGAAAUGGCAGUCGUUGUGUUCAAAUACGGAACUGGUUUGACUAUCGUAACCAUAUUUGUAUAGUAUUUGAGAUGCUUGGACCAAGCUUAUUCGAUUUUCUUCGGAAAAACAAUUAUCGCUCAUUUCCGGUUGAUCUAGUCCGUGAGAUUGGCAGACAACUAUUGGAAUGUGUUGCAUUCGUGCAUGACAUGCGUCUCAUCCAUACGGAUUUGAAGCCUGAGAACAUCCUUUUUGUUUCUCCAGACUAUGUAAAGAUACCUGAUUACAAGGCUGGGUUUGCGUCAUGGUUACCAAGAGAUGGAGCUUCGUACAAGAGGUUGCCAAAAUCAAGUGCUAUUAAGGUUAUUGAUUUUGGUAGCACAGCUUAUGGGCAUCAUGAUCACAACUAUAUUGUUUCAACUAGGCAUUACCGUGCACCUGAGGUUAUUCUUGGACUUGGAUGGAGCUAUCCAUGUGAUAUAUGGAGUGUUGGUUGUAUUUUAGUGGAACUAUGCUCGGGAGAAGCUUUGUUCCAGACCCACGAGAACUUAGAGCACAUGGCCAUGAUGGAAAGGGUUUUAGGCCCUUUGCCUCAGCACAUGUUGAAAAGAGUAGACCGACAUUCUGAAAAGUACAUUAGAAGGGGAAGACUGGACUGGCCUGAAGGUGCAACCUCCAGGGAAAGCAUCAAAGCUGUUUUGAAACUUCCCCGUCUUCAGAACCUAGUAAUGCAGCACGUAGAUCAUUCAGCUGGAGAUCUAAUAGACCUCCUGCAAGGUCUCCUUAGGUUCGAUCCUUCCAUCAGAAUAACAGCUUGGGAAGCGCUUAGGCACCCCUUCUUCACCAGAGAACCUCACAGGAGGUCUUGAGUGUGGAUCCUGGCACGGCUUAUUAUUUGUAUUGGAGAUUCUUCUUGUUUUCGGAUGGUUUUCUUAUAUGGCUUCUUGAAGAAGAGUGAAAAAAAUUGUCAACCUUUUUCUUCAAUUCUCGUGGAGCUCGUGUAAAAUGACCAACGUUAUGGGGUUGAAGCUAUCUUUUUCUAAGUUUUGUACUACAAAAAUUUUCCAGCUUUGCAUUUUGUGUAAACAUUGCGGAUUUGAAUGCGGACAAGUUUUUAUUCUGUUGUUCUGCCUGA
Messenger RNA from Cornus florida, 1828 nucleotides. RefSeq names its product serine/threonine-protein kinase AFC2-like. NCBI's taxonomy places the organism in Eukaryota, Viridiplantae, Streptophyta, Magnoliopsida, Cornales, Cornaceae. The transcript is spliced from 12 exons. Gene Ontology annotation, biological process: protein phosphorylation. The record is from RefSeq and is a predicted model, not a curated record. Gene Ontology annotation, cellular component: nucleus. Gene Ontology annotation, molecular function: protein kinase activity; ATP binding. Bases 621 to 1562 code for a protein of 313 amino acids.